Molecule: messenger RNA, 12661 nt
Organism: Dicentrarchus labrax (European seabass)
Lineage: Eukaryota; Metazoa; Chordata; Actinopteri; Moronidae
Product: phospholipid phosphatase-related protein type 4-like
Exons: 11
Coding region: 446-3313 (955 amino acids)
Biological process (GO): phospholipid metabolic process; signal transduction; phospholipid dephosphorylation
Molecular function (GO): phosphatidate phosphatase activity
Source: RefSeq, a predicted model, not a curated record
CUUGGCGGCAGUCACCUGCUGCAGCAGAGCGGAGCUGGAGGAGAGAGUGAGAGGACGAACAUCAGUGAGUGAGGCUCCCGGGGGUGACUGGAGUAAAUCUUCCCCCCUGAACGCACCACACAUCUUCAUGGCCCGGAUGAAUUCUCGCUCCCGCUUUAAUGUCAGCACACAGGGCGAACGCUUCUGGGGGAGACAGUGGCAGUCCUGCGCCUGCACCUUUUUCUGAAGCCCCCCCAAAAAACCGCAUUUUAGGGGCGACCGCGGACAGUUCACGGUAACAGGCGACGACAGUUCGAGCUCACCUCGCCGAGGGGAUGGAGGUCCACCGUUAAAGGGCUUUUUAAGGGGGGGAACCGGACUCGGUCAAAAUUUCGCCAAAAUUACGACGGGAAUCAAGUACAGCUCCCUGUCUCCCGGUAACGGGAGAGACCACCGGCCGCUCGUGAUGUCUCGUGCCAAGGAGCGGCUGAAAGGCGGGAAUGAGACCAAGGACAGCGUCACUUUGCUGCCGUGCUUUUAUUUUGUAGAGCUCCCUAUCCUGGCCUCCUCGGUUGUCAGUCUUUAUUUCCUGGAACUGACGGAUAUUUUCCAGCCGGUGCAUUCUGGGUACACUUGUAAUGACCGCAGUCUGUCUCUGCCCUACAUCCUGCCCAGACAGGAAGUCUGCCCGCUGCCUUUACUCUUCAGCUUGGCGUUUGCCGCUCCCACCGCCACCAUUCUGAUAGGAGAGGCCAUUCUGUACUGCUAUCUGUCCAGGAGGUCAUCAGCCACGCAGACUGAGGCCAACAUCAACGCUGCAGGGUGUAAUUUCAACUCCUACAUUCGCAGGGCUGUGCGCUUCAUAGGUGUCCAUAUCUUUGGCCUGUGUGUGACUGCUCUGAUAACGGAUAUUCUCCAGCUGUCCACCGGUCAACACACCCCCUACUGGUUGGACGUGUGCAAACCCAACUUGACCCACAUUAACAUGUCCACCUGUGAUGAGGCUUUUAUUCUGGAGGAUAUCUGCUCUGGACAAGACAUGGGGCUCAUCAACGCUGGGAGGAAGUCUUUUCCCUCCCAGCAUGCAACUCUGGCUGCCUUUGCUGCUGUCUACAUCUCAAUGUACUUCAACACAGUGCUGACAGACUCGGCCAAGCUGCUGAAGCCUCUCCUAGUGUUCUCCUUCGUCAUGCUGGCCAUCCUGGCCGGGCUGACCAGGAUCAUCCAGUUCAGAAACCACCCUGUCGACGUCUAUUGCGGAUGGUUACUGGGAGCUGCCAUCGCUGUUUACCUGGGUGUGUAUGCAGUGGGGAAUUUCCAGCCCAGUGAAGAUCGGUCCAGAAGUCGACCACCUGCCCCUACCCUGAGGGAGCCCCCCCUCUCCUCCCUGCCCAAUGUCAGCCAAUCAGCAAUUAGCAACAGCCACCAAGGUCACCACACCCUUGCUCCAAGCCAACCAGAGCCCAUCAUCACGAGGACCUCUUCCCACACUUUGUCCCCCCACCGGCCAGAACCCAUCCUGACACGAAGCUCCUCCUACCGAGAGCCCUCUAUGUCCAAUCUGAAGAGAGCAAGUGCUGAGGUGGAGGUGAUAACUCCGUCUAGUCCCAUGGGCAACCAUGACAACAUGAUGACCUUCAGCAGCAGCACAUUACCAAGAUCCCACGGAGGCUCCUCAUUUGAGGAGGGACGCAUUCCUCGGCGUCACGCCUCCAUCCACACCUCAAUGGACUCCACUCGAUCCAAACAGCUGCUCAGCCAAUGGAAGAAUAAAAAUGAUAACAGGAAGCUGUCCCUGCAGGUGAUGGAUGGAAUAAGACCAACCUCCUCCUCAUCUCCUCAGAGGAACAUGGAGCUACGCUGCUCCUCUGAACCUUCUGCCAUGGGCCUAGAGGCAGAGCUCCGUGGUGGAACACACCUGCCUUCAGUCACUGGUCAGGAAGCAGAGCUGCGUGCUGGGGCCCACAUCCCAGCUCAGUACAUGAAACUAGCAGCAAGCUCUGUUCCUAUGGCCAAUCAUAAUCACCUGGCACAUAAUGGCAGCACCGGGUUGGCUGGUGGGGCCAGAGUGUCUAUCCAAUCACGACCUGGGUCUUCCCAGCUGGUUCACAUUCCUGAAGAGGAAAACUUCACCAGCAGAGAUCAGGAGAGUGAAUCAGAGGACAGUAUUAUGGAUGGGGGCGGGUCAGUGAGGGAAAAGUGGCUGAGAGUGGCUGAGAAGACCACCAUCCCCUGUAGGCCGCUCAGUGCUGGAGGACAGCCUCGUCUAAUGCAGGUGAUAACCUUAUCCAAACAGCAGGGCCUGCUGCACUCUCCUCGGUCGGAGGAUGGUGGCAGCACUGUCAGCUGCACCGGAUCCAUUCGGUACAGAGCUCUGACGGACCAGGAUCCAUCACCGCCGGCCUCCACCACCGGAGCAGUGGGAGGAGGAGGAGGAGGUUUGGAAAGAUCUGGCAGUAUAGUCCGUGUUGAAGCUCACCCAGAGUCCAGAUCACACAAACCCGUGGUGAAACCCCCGAGCACCGAUGGAAGUGGCUCCUGGCGAUGGAAGCCCCCAGAACAACGACCUUCACUUCGACAGUCAGCUUUCGCCCUCAAUGACCUGAACAGACACACGGACAGCUGUGAUUCUCUAAGGGAUGGAGGGUCAGUGGAUGGGCGGAGGAGUGUGACAGGGACUGAAACAGAGAGCGAAGGGGGAGGAGACGGAGGGGGAGGAGGAAUAGGAGGAGGGGGAGGGGUAGGAGGAGGUGUAUACAUAAACCAUCCACAUGUUGUACACCCUUUACAUCACAAUUUUAACCCCAACAAUCCCAAUAAUCCCAACUUUAAUAACGCUCACUUCAACUUCAACCCCAACUCUCCUAACUCCAACAUGCCGUUCACCCCCCCUGCCAGCUUUGCUCCUCCCUUCCACCCCCACCCUCAGGCCAUCACCACCAUCAGGGUCACCCCGGUGGAGGGAACGGCCGCCAGCAGCGACGGCGGCUCAGAUUGCCAGUCGGUCGCCUCGUCCAGCCGUGAGUCCACCCUGAGGAGGAAGAGCGGCUCCCACAUUGUCCAUGUCCCUGAGCGAGGGCCCACCCCCGACCUCCACAACAACUACCGCCACAGUGAUGACGGUAACCGCCCCGACAAUGAAAGCAGCAACCGUUUCCACGAAAACCUUCGAAGUUUUCAGGAAAACCCCAUCCACCCUAACCUGCCAAACCACCCCAACAGGCAGAUGCAGGGGAUGUUUGGUCGUCCCAGUCCAACCCCUCCCCCUACCUUACCCCGCCCCAUCCUGACUCACACUCCACCUCCUACUCUGGGCCUGGCCUAUAAAGAAUGACAGAGUUAAGUUCAUCCAUCGACACCUGUGAUAACAAUGUGUGCUACUUUCAACGGAGAUACUGCUUGGGCCAUUCAGAACUUCAGAAAUGAAGGGAAAUUGGGUUAAAUCUGUCUUAUAAGGGGUGGCCACAAAUCCUACCCACAACCUCUCACCUGACCAAUCAGGGCACAAUAUGUGUGUCUCCCCGCCCCAGCACCCCAGCUGGAUAAAUGUUGUCUUACUAGGAGACGUACUGAAGGCUCAUAAAACCUACUAGCAAUAGGUUCACCAUCUAGUUUGAGUCACAAGCCAUAGAAAGUACAAACACAAUUAUCCCCAUCCCCAGUCUCCAACUGGCCAAUAAGAAAGGACUAUAGUUAAGGCUUAACAUAUUUGGGGUGAGUUUGAUUCAACAUUAUGGGUUUUUUUUUAUCUUGGACUGCUGUGUACACCAAUUUUUUUGUAAAUGUGAUAAAUUGAGUGCACUUGCUUCAUAGGCACAAGGAAAAUGGGCUAAAUAAACUGAUUGUCCUUUGACUCACUCUGAAGGAGAGAUUCCAGCCUCCUCAGUCUGUCCCAUAGCUCCCUGCCAGCGAGGAUGGAUUCAGCCUAAUGACUCCUCUGACUGCUAGGUCAGCUGUAAAUGGGAUCACAUUCUUAUCACAACAUUCAUACACACAGUAUAUUCUCAGCUUUUAUCCUGGUGUCAAACACAGGGACUGAUAUGUAAACCUUUACAGUGUAACCACAUUAGAUGGAAAUUUGAACUCAAAGCCCAUAACUGUGCUGUGUUUGUACAUAUGAUUGUGGGUUGCCACGGUGGAAAUUAAAACCCACGGUCUUGAUUGUGUCUGGGCUACAAGGAGUCCCUUUUGGGCAAUAAUGGUAUCUCUUACUUCAUGGUGGUAUUGUGUUUGUGUUGGAUACGAACAAUAUGAUGGGGCAUACAUUGUGUUUAAAUAUAGUAAAACAAGCGCUCUGUUUUUUACAUGCUGUGUUUUAAUGAUGUGCAGUAUAUCAGUUAUCCUUACUGUGUAGUAGCUGUACUGUACACCGACACAAGCAGCAUGUUAAUCAUCUGAACAAACUUAGACUAUACACACGUCCAAAGACUGAAGGAAGUGAAGUGUUUUGUUUUCUUCAUUUUGGUUAAUUUUAUGAAGUUAUCAUGUCUCCCAGCAUUACAGAGUGGGUGUUACUGCAGUUGAGUUUUAGGGAAACUUUUGGGAAAAAAUACAUCUAAUAUUUAUAGAAUAAAGUCAUGAUAUUUUGAGGAAAAGGUUGCAAUAUUAUAAUAAUAAAAUGUAUUUCAACGCCACAGUACAAUAUUACAAGAAUACAGUCCUAACAAACAGGAAGAAAGAUUGUAGUUUUGAAAAAAUAUUUAAAUAAUAAAGUGUAAUUUUACGAAAAUGUAUACUACAAUACAAAAGUUUUAUUGUAAUGACAUUACAAGACAAUGCUUUAAUUUUAGUCAAAAUAGUUUAAACAUUUUUAUAAUUUACAAGAAUAAAGUGUAAUUCUACAAGAAUGUAUGAUACAAUACAAUUUUACAAAAUAGGAUAACACUACAAGAUAAAGUUUAAGAAAACAAAAUGUACACAAGUGUAACUGUACAUUAAAAGUCAUAAUAUAACAAGAAUCAUUUCUUAAUCAUAUGAGAAAAGAACUAAGUUGCAAUUGUACAUGAAAGUCAUUAUAAGAAUAAAGUCAUUAUUUUGAGAACAUUUUGUGAUAUUUCAAGAGCAACAAAAUGUCUACUAGCUUUUUUUAGCAUUGCCCAGCUGUCCAUGUUGUUGCAGACUUGACAUGUCUGUACUAAAAUCUUUGGUGCAUAUUAUAACUUCAGAUCCUCAACAACUCACCUGUUUUCUACAAUAGAAUAUGAAUAUCAAAAUAUAUAAUUUUACAAUUUCAAUCUCGAAAUAUGAUUCAUAUUUAUAUUUCUUCUUAGAAAAUAAUAUUUUUUUCAUAAUAUUGUGGCUUUCUUUUCUGGACUUUACUCAAAUUAUAAGGUUUUUGCGAAAUUACACCUUAAUACUCAUACUCUUAUGACCUUUUUUUCUAACAUUAUGACUUUUUUUCUCACCAAUUUAUUCUGAAAAUCAGUGGGAGCAUAAUAUUCCUCACUAACUUUGCCUUGGUAUUUUGCAUGAGUGGUUGAUAUUAUGAAGUACAAACCAUUCUGACAUUUCCACUCAUGAAUAUUGGAGAAGAAUAACCUUAAAAUGUUAUGUUUAGUGAUUAGCAGACACAACACACGAUUCGGACUAUUUAACACACAUUACUUAUCAUUUUCUGAGCCCAGUGUUUACAUUCUGUUUAACUUAGUGCCCAAGUGCCAUCAAAAGAAAAGUCAUGUGACUGUGGGCUAGUCACAUAGAUAUACUGUGUUAGUGCAGGGCUGUAAUGGAUAAUGUAAAACUGCCUUGGGCAUAGAGUUUGAAGAAUUUGAGAAAGCACAAUUGCUGCAGCUCGAUGACAGUGGAUAUUUAUAGCUGUGUACAUAUCUGUAUCAUUUCUGUAAGCUGCCACAUGAUGAUGUUUCUGGAGAUGAUGAUGGCCCUGCAAAUGGCGUUGUAAAGAGCUGUGUUGUUUUUAAUGGAAUGCACGAUAGUUAACAGGACAGGACUUAUUCUAAUGGUUCAACAUUUAUUAUAGGGAGUAAUUUGGUUAAACAAGCUGAUAUAGGUAUAUGUUUGAAUGUGACAAAUGCGUUUUAUUGGCAACUCAACUCCUUUACAUUCUGUUCCCUUUAACAUGAAAGAAUGGACACAGAUUGGUCAACAAGAAACGUUGUCAAUGUUUGAAGAAAGCAUUCAAGAAGGUUUCUGUGCUCGUUCUUGCAUUGAUCUAGUUUGGUGUGUUCUUGGAUUUUUGGUUCUCUUGCUGUCAUUAUUCUUUUUAGCUGGAGGUUUGGAGAGAACAGGCAGACAAUUUGGAAUUGUUUUGGAAAAAUUGUGUAUCACCUGUAAUUACACCUAACUGAACACUGCUCACGUCAUGUAUUCGACGACCUUGGAAUGAGGGCUGAGAAAUUUGUAAGAGAAAUUAAGGUGGCCACGUAACUCACGAAAAACACAAAUGACCCUAUCUAGAGCCAGUGUUUGGUUUUUCCAUUCUGGGCUACUGUAGAAACAUGGUGGUUCAAUAUGGUGGACUCGCUCCCUCUGUAGAUAAAAACAGCUCAUGCUAAUAAAAACACAAUUCUUAUUUUCAGAUGAUUAUACACUAAUGAAAACAUGCCUAUGAAUAUUAUAUUCUAUUUCCGCCUAUAGAUCCUCCUAAAUGUUACACACUUGGACCUUUAAUGAGCAGGACAAAGUGUGGUCAAUUUUUGGUUCAUGACCCUCUGGUUCUCACCCCUCAGGCUGACUUUAGAAACAGAUGUUGUUUAGUUGUCAUGUAGUAGAAAGUCUUAACCAUUUAACAGUCUAAAUUGUCUACACAUAAUGCACCCCUUAUCCAAAGCUGAUUUACCUGCCUAAAUCAUUUACAAACUCUUGCACUUCUCUUCUGACACAUGUAAAUGGUAGGAUACAGUUGUAUUAUUAUUCUAACACAGCCCGGAGGAAUGUAAUGAAUCUGAUACUCCCAUAAAAGUUCAUUAUUUUUGCACUAAUCUGUGCAUACAUUCUGUGAGGCCUAUAUGUUCGAUUCCAGUCCAUUUCCAGCAAUUCAUGUUUUGCAGUGAGACUGUUUAACAUGAAUACUGAGAUAGACAGUAAAACAGUCCCCUUAAAAAUUACUAAUCACAUCCACAAAUGUGUUAUUUAUCCCUGUGUAUAGCCUUGGAGAGAGAAGUAUAUUUUGAUAUGAUAGAUGUUGUGGAAUGUGGUUUGUGAUCAAACGCAAAACAUUUUAUCUAAUUUGAUGUGAAAGGCAUGUCAGUGGAGUAUAAUUUCAGUUCAAUAAGCUACCCUUACUCAUAUUUAGUUUCAAAAUUUUGCAUUUUGAGUAUGGUUUUGUGUGCUUUUAGCAAGAGGAACAAAUAUUAAUUUGAUAGGAAAAUUGAAUGAGCUUGGUGUAGUGGAAAUGAGAAGUUGAUUUUGGUAUACUGAUGUGUCUGAUUGUGUUUGCAAGGGAAACCUUUGAAUUAUAGCUUAUUAAGAAAGGCAAACCAUCAAUAGUCAGAGUAUUGGCAGCAAAAGCUAACAGCAUGUUUAUGUUCUUAUGUUGUAAUGUCCUUAAGCUAUGGUUCUCAUCUGAAUUCCUUUUUUUAGUAUGGUAUUUUUUGCCAUUUUCAUUGUGGACAUUGUUACCUAAUUGCAGUUUCAGCGUUGGUAUGUUUAAAAUCAUGGUUGCUAACUAAUGUGUUUUGAAUGAAGAUAAUGGGAAGUACAACUUACAUGAAAGAUGGCUGGAUUUGAUGGUUUGAGUAAGAGGAUGUACAUUGCAACCCCAGAAUCCAAGCAAAUUUGUGGAUACCAAAAUGGAAAUGGAAAAGUUUCAAGUACAGUGAUUGCAUUGAAACUCCCCUUUAAUGUGCAAUCUGCCCAGCUCCCGGCACAUGAUGACAUGGUGAGCCCAAGAAUUAGCUUUUUGUUGAAAGAAUGUCACUGCACCUGAUCAUUACUGCCACCAAAGUAAGGCCCAGCAGCUGAAAUCAGGGGCAGAGGAAAACCACUUCUGCUCCGUCCUCUUACUUUGGCUUUUGAGUGUAUAGUAAUGAGAUCUAGUUGUAUUGUGCAAUUUGCUAUUACAGAAAUAUAUUCUGUGAAAUUCAGAUGAUAUUGUAUAUAUCUCUGAAGCUCACAUUGUCGUUAGCCGGCUGUUUUAUUAACUGCAGCUUGUGCACCCUGGAACUCCAGUAAAAAAUGUUUGCAGCCUUAACUUAUCAAAUUUCAAUUUAGCCCUUGUUACUAUUAUAUGAUAAGGGAUUGAACUAUCUGAUGUUGAAGUCUUUAGUUUGGAAAUGGUACUGAUAAUGAACUAGUUGAAUGGGGGUAGCAGUUUAUUAGCUUACUUGCAUAUUAAGGGUACCUGGAUUGUUACGCUAGCAGCUACAUAGCUAGCCUUCAUACUACCUAUUGUUACACAAUAAAGCUGCAGUAGAUCAUUUUUAUAUCAUAUAUUUGCUGCAACUUUCACUAUAUCCUGACAGCAGUACUUGAGACGGAUAAUCGGUGAAAAAAUCUGGUUCCUAAUUUGCAAGAAUCCACCAGGACCGAACAAAAACAACCAAUCAGAGCCAAGAAAGAUUGUUGAUUGUUGAGUCUCAUUCCCAGGGCAUCAAAUACAGACGCUUUGGGACUCUGGGAAUGAGACUCAACAAUCAACUAUCUUCAAGCCACCAACCCAAAGCGUCUUUAUAUUUUUCCAGACUCUGAUUGGUUGUUUUUGUCAAGGUCCAUUAGAUUCUUGUAAAUGCCGUUAGGAGCACUAGGAGGAGCCAGAGGAACCUGAAGUUAUUUUUAUAAAAGUAACCUACUGCAGCUUUAAUGGCCUCCUGGUGUUCAAAGAUUUAACCAGCUGGUGAAAGUUUGUUAUAAAAAAUAAAUCAGAAUGAAUGUGAAUGAUCCACAGUUAAUGUCUUAUUACUAAUAAUCAGCUAUUUUUGUCUUUUCUUUCAUUGAAUCUCUAUUGAUAUGACAUAUAUAUAUAUAUAUAUAGAUAUUUUUGAUUAGUAUAUGUGAAAGAGAACUUUUUAUAUCUGCUUGUCAAAUGUAUUGCUAAUUGCCAUGGCAACCAGUUGCACUCAUAUGAGCGCAUGGUCGGUUAAACCUUACAGUUAGUGCUAUAGCCAGCCGAGAAGGAAAUCUUAACACUGAUGGUACUAUUCUGCAACUGUCAUUUGAGGAUCCUGAAAGCAGUUAAACAUGAUUGACACUUUGCAUUUCUAUUGCAAGUCAGUCAGGAAACCAGCUGCUGGAAUUCAGUUCAUUUUCUAUGACUUUCUGUGACUCACCACUGUUGCCUCACAGCAGACAGGUCAGAUCAGCUGUAGGUCUUGCAUGCUCUUAAAACACACUGAUACACGAGAGAGCAGUUUGGUUUUUCUCAUCAGACAAAGGAUUCCGCCACUACGAAGAGAUCCAUUGUGGAAUAAGAUACAUGUAAAGAAUGUUAAGGAAUAGUUCAACAUUCAGGGAAAUACACUUAUUUGUGUUCUCUUUGAGAGUAAUAUGGGUAGAUACUUUUUGUUAAAGUAAAAAAGAGUGUGUCAGUAAGAUGGAUCUCCAAGACCCUAAUUUCUGCAGUAAACAGAAUAAAUGUUCUCGUGUCCCAAUCCGGAGAGAGAACUCCAGAAAGAGGCAGCCCGAAAGGGCAGGCAGCAGAAUUUGAGUGUAGUGACACAGCAAGGAGGGAGUCAGGUUGUUAUUAGCCUAGAUUAGUAUAAAGACUAAAAGCACAGGGAAACAGCUAGCCUGGGACCGUCUAGAUUUCAAAAACACACCUACCAGAUUACGUAACUCCAAACACAAAGAGAAAUGUGAAAAUGUGUAGUUUUUAGGAGAGUUACACGCAACAACAGUUCUCUUGGAAAGAAAGUAAAUUAGCGUAUAUCCGACAGUGUGGCACUAUUUCUUUAAUACAAUCUGCCAUCCAGCAAGACUGUAACCAUGUUACUGAAAUGUAAAACAAUACUAUUAUAUAUCAUCAGUGGUUACAAAAUAUUAUACAGAACUGAUUCUGUAAAACUGUCCAAUUGAAUUCUUGGUGUAGGUUUAGGUUUGUUGUUGUAUUUUUUUUCUAUCAGAUUUAUAAUCAGUUGACAUGAGCUACUAUCUGUUUAUAAUGAUCAACAACAGUAAUGGUUUGCUGUUUCUAUUGCUGUAAAUAGACAUUUGUAUCUUUAUACUCAUCAGUAUAUCUUGUGCGUGAACCCAGACUGAUGGUUUGGGUCGUUAGCUCGGUGGGAAAUGCUAAUGUUUAGCAUAGACUAAAAGACAUUUUCAACCAGGCCUGGAGCCAAUUCAAGUCCAUCCAUCCACAACCUGAACAGAUACUAGUGUCCAGUCUAUAGCCCACUGAUUUUUAUGUACUGUUUAGUUGGCUAUAUGGCUGUCUCAUGCCACAAAUGUUACUGUAAUUACAUUUUGAAUUCCAAUUCUAGCGUUCAGUGGAUUGAACCCAGGCCUCACAUCUGUUUGGUACACUACAAGACUUCUAACAUUUUAAUAGAAAGCGUUUAUUACAAAAAAAGCUGCUGUCAUGUGAAUGCCUUGGAACUCCUAUUUAGGUGUAAUUUUCCACUUUGUUUCAUAAUCCGGUGUUUCAUUUAAAAAUGCCUGUUUGUAUUCAUCAGGGCUGUCACUUUUUAUUAGAAAUUAGAAAAUUUGUUUCAACAUGGUUAAUUUUCAAAGUGUGAUGACCUUCACACAGCUUCAAUCAGCUCGACCUAUGGCAUUGCCCUGUUGACCUCUCAGUAAACUAAGCCAAUAAUGUUAUGUUGUUUACUACAAAUAUGGAGGACAGUAGCGAGCAAAGCUGUUCAGAGCAGACACUCGCGACACCAAAGUAUCUGAGAAGCAGUGUGCUUCUGACUUUGCAUACAAUGCAGCUGUCUAACUCUACAACUACAACAAAUCCUCACCCAAGUGAGGCAUUGGAGCCGCAGACGAGCGGAGCAAUGUCAAGUGUAAAACCUCGUCUGACUGCUACUAUUUGGCACACUCGCUUCAGCAGAGCUGUGCCAGAGGCUCGUAAAAAUGCCAUGAAAUAGCACAAUUUAUAUGCAAAGAUAUGUGGCCCAUUGGUGUGGUAAGACCAAAUGUUUUAUCCUUUAGUACAGUCUUUACAUUAUGUUUUCCCAAGUGGUGUCGUACAGUACUUUGUGUUUUAAGAUAUUUUUUUAACUUCAUUCAAACGAAUUGCGCGUCAUUCAAAAGUCGUUUGAACAUGAUUUCUGGAAAAAGUGACAGCCCUAGUAUAAACGCAAGCCUGGUUAUCCUGAAAGACAGCUGUCUAUGUUAGUCCUGACAAGUAUUCUUUUUUGGAAGUUUGAAGUUUUUAAAGUUUUGGAACGUGGUUAUAAACCUAUCAAAGUUAUAGAUCAUGCCGAUAGUUGUAGGAAACAUUGAUACACACUGCAGUUAUAGCUAUGGUCUUCAGUAUAGCUUAGACAGGCUUUGCUGCGAGACCCAGAAAUGAGUAAAUCAGCCUGAUAAGUGAGGCCAAGAGGAAAUGUCACUUGAUGGAGAUAAAAUGUCACAACUUAUAUUCAGUGAGUAUUUAUGGAAUUCAGUAUCCGUGUGGUCACUGUCAGCUGCUAUGUUUACAUGUACACUGUUCACACUAUUCUGUAUAUUUUAUUGUGUUGUACAGUAAAUGUAUUGGCAUUGUUGGUUCUCUUAUAUGCACCAUACCCUUUUAGAGAGUUACUCUAAUAGAGUGCUGCAGGAAUGAGUCCUAGUUAAGUGACCUAGAGUUAACACAACUGACGAGAUUUUCACGUUUUGUUCUACAACAUAAAAAAUGUCAGUAAAUACCCCACCUGUCAAUUUUGAAGCUUUUACAUGUCUAAAAAAAGGCAGUUGGUAACAAGUGGCUAAAUGACACUACAGAGGCUGAUGAUGAUAUUAAACGUCAGUACGCUGAACACUUUUUUCAAUUUUUAACUGGUUAUGACAGUCUCAGUUGAAUACUGAUGUCUCUAUAUGAACUACAUUAACAAACACAACCAUCAGAGAGAAGAUUGGCAUUUAUAUACAGUUAUUCUUAGUGCCUUUAUACAGUUGAAUUUCCCUUGAAAUCAAUGAAACUAACCCCCCCCAAAAAAAGUUCCUUUUUACUUCUGGCAAUCGCAUUUACGCUUCAAAAUCAUAAAAGUCAUGUUCAUCUGUCAAGAUUAUCUUGCUGAACAAAACAUGUAAGAAUCAGAUUUUUUUCUGCAACAACCAAAAUCCAAUGGAAAAAUGUUGUUGAAGUAAACAGGACGAUGUUAACUUCUGAGUUGGCCUACAAAAACACGCUAUCCCUGCAGCUUUCUAUAGGAUAUAGUGUAUAUAAGCUAGCCUUAUUCAGCAUAAAGCCUGGAAUCAGAGGGAAUCCUGGCCGUAACUGGGAUCCAGAUAAUAUGUACAUGUAACGAUAGCUACUGAAAUGAAGUCGUCUCAUACAUUCUGACUGUAACGCUCUACAUUUCACAAGAAAACACAGUCCGCUCAUCAUGUGUGGACAACAGAAGUGUUGAAUCGAGGCAUGUUUUAUAAGUAAUAUUGACUUGCAUUGGGACUGGGAUUAUUUUGUGCUAUCACAUCAUAUUUGGGCUACGUUGAGGGCUGACUGCAGUGUGACUGAUAACUGUUACAUUUGAACUGACUGACACGUACAAGAGUGACAGUGUACUGAUAAUGACAGACAUCCAACAAGUAUCUGUUUUCCAGUGGUGUCUCUGUAACAAAAUAAAAGUUUGAUAUCAAA